UUACUGCCUGUAUGGUUUCUCAGUCUGCUAACACCUGGCUGGUCAUUUACAUGUCAGUGAAAAAUUAAAAUUGUGUGUGUUUUUGAACAGAGGAACUAUUUUAACCCACGAUGGCCUGGGUUAAAGCUGUCUCGUAUAAUGGCGAGGACGUGUUCGACCAAAAUGCGGACGACAUUAAUUUGCUCAGUAAAGAGUGGACAUCCAACAUGAAGAAGCGAGUCAGGGAUGGUUAUGUGGAUGGUGUUGAUGCCGGGGAGGAAGCUUAUCUUCAGGUUGGUUUUAACCUGGGCUUCAGAGAAGGAGCAGCUCAGACUGCAGCUGUUGGCCGGCUUAAAGGAAUAGUAAGUGCUAUAUGUUGUUGGUGUCGGAUCCAGCAUCCGGAAAGCCCCAUCCCAGCCUCAGUGACCGACCUCCAGCAGCGGGUAACACAGCAUGAAGACAGAAUCAUGGAUGGUAUCAAACAUGCUUUGGAGAAUCCUCCUCCCAGUGUGAGCGUCAUCUCUGAGAGCAUGGAGGAUCUGGAGGUGGAGCAGGCGGAUUCAAACUGCUGUGGAGAAGAAGGAAAAUGUAAAGAAACAGACUGCUGCAAGAAGGGAGAGAAAAUGGACCUGGAUGCUUCACUGCAGCAGCAAAAGCCCAGUUCAGGGUCCAGUGACGGUUCAAAUGAAAGCCUGGACCUCCUUCUUCAGCUCUGCAUAGAUGUAGUGUCAGACCUGGGACUGCCACAGGAGCUGAUCAGUCACAUCCAGGAGCUAAGGAACAUGUAGUGGAUAAAGAAGAGGGACUGGAAUCACUGCAUAUGUAUGCACAACAUGCACAAACACUGAACUAAAACAGUUCUGGUGGAAAUUUUGAACCAACCAAUGUAUAUAAUGUAAAAUACACUUUUGCAUCCCUUUUUGCAUAAGAUAGUUGAGAAAUAUUUGAAAAUAAAAAUGGAUUUCAUAUA
This is a messenger RNA of Cheilinus undulatus (humphead wrasse), 949 nucleotides long. RefSeq names its product OTU deubiquitinase with linear linkage specificity a (gene otulina). The record is from RefSeq and is a predicted model, not a curated record. The transcript is spliced from 3 exons. NCBI's taxonomy places the organism in Eukaryota, Metazoa, Chordata, Actinopteri, Labriformes, Labridae. The coding region runs from base 111 to 767 and encodes 218 amino acids.